CGGUUGUUAAUGAAAUUGUUUUCAAGGAGACAGCAAUGAAUCAAGUUAUCUGUCGUAUAAAGAGGAGACAGAUAGAACACGGUCGCAUCAGUCGUCUCAGUAGAAGCCGUUCGACAUGCUGAUAAUAAUUCUACCAUUUUUUCUGGCGGCACACGUGGCCGUCUACGACAACGCUUAUGGGAACAGCGAUUGGCAACGAUACGGUCCAGAAUGCACUUACGAGGUGCUGGUGAACAUGUCUUUGGCCAAUAUCGUCCACGAGAAGGACAAUUUCUGCUCUAUGAUCGCGUCAGAACUGAAGUGCCGUCCGAAAGGCAGUGACACGCUAAGUUGCCGUUUUACGAAUGGAAAGAUCAUCAGGCCCGAUCCAAACGACGAUAGAUGCUCGAAUUCGAAAAAUUUCGUUCCAGUCACCGAUAGAUUUAUCAACGAAGAACCGUUCGAGAUUAGAUUCAAUUCAAAGGGGAUAGAGAAUUUAGUGGUGCCGAGAAAUAUUUCUAGAUGGAGCCUGGAUAUGAUAAGGGUGAUCGUUGGUCAGCUUAACGUUGGCUUUGAACUGGAGGAUGGACAGGAUCGGUUCGUUACCAUGGAGGAUUCUAGUAUGGGAUACUGUGAAGUAGAGGUCAAAGUGUCAAGGGCAGGAUAUGAAAGGGGAGUGGUAGGACAAGAGGGAUACGACAUUGUCUUUGAACCUGAACGACCAGAUACGCUGCCUUUGAGUGUGGCGAGUCUGACUAUAGACAAGGUUAGACAGCCCAAGCAGUGUCCUAAUAGGAAGAUAUACUUCUUCGGGAAUCACGAGGAUUUUAGUAUAGAGAACAAGAAUACUUUCAUGGAUAUGACUACCUCUAUCAGCCAGAUGCACAUUUCACGCGAGAAGAUGUACUCGUUCACAGAAUCUAAGGGCGUAAUGAGAACAUUGAAUAGACCAAGAACGAUGCGAAUGCAUCAGAAAGUAGGCUUGUCUUUAAAAAGUAUAAACCCUGCUCAAAGUCCAUUACCCGAAAUCAAAAGUCCUGCGUCAACUAAUUUAUACGCGUACACUAAUUUGGAACGAGUUCCUGAAUACAAAUAAGACACAUAAUAAUCCUACGCAUAAUUUGUAUAAUCAUGACAAUCACUUGACAAUAAACGAUUUACCAAGA
This is a messenger RNA of Bombus terrestris (buff-tailed bumblebee), 1145 nucleotides long. Its product is annotated as vitellogenin. The transcript has 3 exons. Gene Ontology annotation, biological process: lipid transport. The record is from RefSeq and is a predicted model, not a curated record. Lineage: Eukaryota; Metazoa; Arthropoda; Insecta; Hymenoptera; Apidae. Gene Ontology annotation, molecular function: lipid carrier activity. The coding region runs from base 116 to 1075 and encodes 319 amino acids.